Messenger RNA from Glycine soja, 791 nucleotides. Its product is annotated as putative calcium-binding protein CML19. NCBI's taxonomy places the organism in Eukaryota, Viridiplantae, Streptophyta, Magnoliopsida, Fabales, Fabaceae. Gene Ontology annotation, molecular function: calcium ion binding. The record is from RefSeq and is a predicted model, not a curated record. Bases 96 to 518 code for a protein of 140 amino acids. The transcript has a single exon.
ACAACCAAAUUGUUUCAUCAAAAUCAAAAUAUUUUUAGUUCAUAAGUAAAAUCAAACAAGUACACACGUGUUUAUUUAUUUGUUUGUUCAGAAAAAUGAUGAGGGGUGCGGAAUACGAGCGUGUGCUAAGGUACUUCGAUGAAGACGGUGAUGGAAAGAUUUCACCCUCAGAGCUAAGGAACAGAAUAGCAAUGAUGGGUGGUGAGGUUAUGUUGAAGGAGGCUGAGAUGGCGAUCGAGGCGUUGGAUUCGGACGGCGACGGGUUGUUGUGUUUGGACGAUUUGAUGAAUCUGAUGGAGGCUGCUGGAGAAGAAGAGAACUUGAAGGAUUUGAGAGAAGCCUUUGAUAUGUAUGAUACGGAGAGGUGUGGGUUUAUUACUCCAAAGGCCUUGAAGAGGAUGCUGAAGAAGUUAGGGGAAUCUAAGUCAAUGGUAGAGUGCAAAGUGAUGAUAAGUAGGUUUGAUUUGAAUGGGGAUGGCAUGCUUAGCUUUGAAGAGUUCAGAAUUAUGAUGAAGUGACUACGAUGAUGGUGGUGAUGAUUAUGAUGCUACAUGUACAUUGAUUCUGGCACUUGCUGGCUAGUUCAUGUGUCUAUAGUUUGGUUAUUUUGGUGGGUUUCAAUUUGAUUGAUUAAUCUAUUUGUAUGUACAUUGUGCCUAAUUUGUUUCUGGCUUAUUCUUUUGUUGAUUGAUACAAAUCAUGGAUUUGUAAAUCGCUUUUUGAUUAUUAGGAAUAACAUCUUGGUUAAAGGAAAUUUCACUAAAAAGAAUCUUGGUUAAAAGAAAGGCAUC